Caenorhabditis sp. 36 PRJEB53466 is the source of this 5512-nucleotide messenger RNA. Lineage: Eukaryota; Metazoa; Nematoda; Chromadorea; Rhabditida; Rhabditidae. The record is from the annotation of a GenBank genome assembly.
AUGAUGAUCGCAUCCGGGACGCGUACGUUUUCAGCACACUUUUCGGUUCUCGAUCUCGAAACAGAAGGUUUCAGCAAAGUUUGUUCGCGAUUGUCUUCGGGGACUUGCGAGACAGGACUGGAAAGCAUAUCUCAAUCUGCGCAGCAUUGGAUUUGGAGUUCGAACGAAGAAAAUUCAAACUAAAUGGUAAUUUUCAUUUUCUUUCAUUUAUAACAAGAACGAAUCGGAAAAUCUGAAUUCCAGCCAUGUAUCCACAAUUGUGGAAGGAGCAAGUCAAGAAGAAGUUCUGCCAGUAUCAUCCGCUCCGUCAGUUCCAUCGUUUCCACUUCUUCGACCAUGUUUUGUUUAGAUCAAUUUUGUGAGGACUUUCUGAGACCUACAACCACUUCCACAGCCUUGCCCACCACCACGACUUCCGUUCCCCCUCUGACCACCGCGGCUGCUCUCCUUCCCGACGAGACCACUUCCGACGGAUUCGUCACGGCGAACAUGGGUCUCAUCAUCGCCGCAAUCAUCGGAAUCGCUCUCGUGUGCCUUCUGAUGGUCUGCGGAGCCAUGUACUUUAAGAGAAAAUCGACGAAGAAGGGGAAAGCGGAAGAUGGCGGCGACUCGAAGAUGACGUCCACUUCCACGUCGGUCUCCGCAUCGAACAGUUCGGCGAGCAAUGUGAAGAAGGAGAAGAAGAAGAAGAAGAAGGAAUCGCCGGCGGGCAAGGAAAAGUCCGAUUUGUCCGGUAUCAAGGCCCGCAAUCUGUACUCGGCAACGGCUCCAGUGUAGCUGAUGAUUUUACUUGUUCGUCUGUUUCAAUAAAGGUUUUUUAAUGCUUUGUAGAUAAAAAAUUGUUGGAUGGAACCUAAAAGUUAGACCAACAAAUCUGCUCAAGGUGUAUUGAUUUCUGUUUGUUUCACUGGAAAACGUGAAAUUCGUUCUCAAUUCCUCUUUCGUAAUCGGAACGGCCCCUGCAAAUGCGUGAACUGUACACGUCGGUUCCGCAAGUUCAACUCCCUCCAAACUUUCCUGAUCAUUCUUGCUUCUCACUGUCAGAAUGAUUACGUUGAAAAGUGUGGUCGUGUGUUUAUUAUUUUGCACAUUUCCAAGUGAGUCCAACAAUCAGAUUCCGGCCGCUCAACUCGAGUUUUAGUCGUUCAAGACGCAUUGCACAGUUCCGGUCAAGAGGACUCGACGAACAUCUCAAAAAGUAAAAAUUAUAACUUUUCCUCAAAUGCGGACCAGUCUCUUCAGGGUCCCUUUCGUCUGAGUUCGAUGUGUUCGUGGACGAUUUGUCGGCACUUGCCAGAAUUCUGAACGGACUUUCGUUGGACUGCCAGCUGAGAUCGAGAUCUGUGGAUGCGGUCGAGGUGGCGACGGAGAUGGCCGGCAGUGGAGUUCCGAUCGGACUGCUGAACGAGGUGAUCGGAUGGAAAGGGACCGAGUGGGACCAGUUGGACAAGGACCUCGGAGCCAUGACCACGCAGAUUGCCGCGUUCGGAACCGGUGCCACUUGGGACGAUACGAAGAUCCAAGGUGGGUUGGCAGAGUUGGAGAGACUGGCGGAAGACGUGAAGCCGUUUGCCGAGAAGUUGGACGCCGCGAAGAUUGACGAGUUUUUAAAGGGAGUCACCGAACUGUCCACAUUGAAUUUGACAGUAUUAGACGGAAAUCCGGCCGCCGAUCUGCUUAAAAAUUUAAACGAUAUCGAAAGUAUCACAGCCCAUCCGGCUCAUCUGUUCGAAGACACUGUGAUCAACUCGAAACGAGUGCUCUCCGCUUUGAAGAUUCUUGAACAACAUCGUCCAACACUGGACGGAAUCGAAAUAAAGAUAGAGUCAAACAUAGACAAUAUCGGUCCGUUCGUGUCGAUCGUCGAUAAUCUGAACAAAUCUUCGGCUAGCUUUUCUGUCUUGGCGGGCUUGGCCCAGGAACUGACUUCUUUUGCGGAUCAGUCGAAGAAGAUGAGAGAUCUCCUGAGUGCACUGCCCAACAGCCGGAAGCCUUUCGAAACGCUCAGAAAUUUGACGUCUUCUGCAAAUCGCCCACAUAUCCAACACACUUUCGGUCUCAUCAAUGGAUUCUCUGAUCUUGAGGCCAUUUCGUCGGAUCUUCAGAACGAAAGGAACCUGAAACUGAUGAGUGGAGGAGAGGAUAUGGGCGUGCUCAAAGAGAAUCUCAAAUGGAUCGAUGAGCUCAAAGUCGACUUCCGAAAGGCUGUGAAGAGUACAAGCCUGAUUCCUCAAGUGAAAACGCCAAUACAAUCAAUCGGAAAGAUCAUUGAAAAGCUGAGCGAAUUCGAGAGAAGUGUGAAUAGUACCAAGCAGGCGACGAGUUCUCUGAUCGAUUUCUCACAAAAGCUUCAGAUAAUUACACCCGAAAUCUCGAAUGGACGCUUUCAAGACUUUAAAAAGAACAUCGACGAGUUGCGACAAACCUUUGGAGGCGGAUUAUACGUGUUUCGAAAUUUGGCGGGCACGAAGGAUUUGAAGGUUCUGGAGAAGGUGAGCACGUUUGAGAAAGCAUUGGACACCACGAAGAACACGUGGCCUGCCAUCAAGAAAGAGAUCGCGGCAACUUCCGAUUAUCAGAAAAUUAAGGAAGUUCUCAAACAAGCUAGUUUUCGCUUUACGGUCCAGGGAAUCUUCGCCAAGGUGCUCGAUCUCUCGCGCAAAAUGCCGACCGCCGCUACCUCGAAUAUGACCGAAUGGGCGAUGGGCGUCAGGACUUUCCAGGCUCCUCAAAACCUCACAUCAGCACUUGCGACCACUCGUAACACAGCUACCGAAGUUCAGAGAAUUCGCAAAAGCAGUGAUCUUGUGAAUGCGAUGAAGACUGUGGUGGAGACGAUGAAAGCAUCGACCGCCGCGCUCACGAAUCUCCGACUCAAAGCCACGGAACUAUUGGCCGUCUCCGAACCUGUGGCCACGUGGGAGCGAGUGACAGACAUUUCGAAAACGAUCGGGAGUUCUGCUCGCUGCGCCUCCGCUUUGAGCAAAUUCUCGGCACGGACCGAUGAGAUGGAAAAGGCCGGGUUGAAAUUGGACACAAAACUGAAGUCGCCGACGCGGAAGACGGAAGCCGACGAAAUUGCGAAGGCGUGGGGAGGAUACGCGUCAUUGGAGUGGGAAGUGAAAAGUGGUCGCGAAGUGGUCGACAAUGCGAUGAAGGAGGCGGUGAAAGUCGGCAAAGCGGAGACUGUUCGCGACUUAGUCGGAGCCAUUGGGAAGAUGGAGCCGGUUGUGUUCAGCUGUCCGAAGCUCACGCAGCAAGCCGCACAGAUGUCAUCUUUCGACACUUCCUCCGUAACAGAGUUUUCCGGCGAAGUGAUGGCCGUUCGAAGCACUUUAAGGACGGUCUCCUCUCUGAUCCUUGAUUUCGCCACCUUCUCACCCAACAUCACAUCGGCGCCCAGCGCCAUCGAAGCAACUGCGAUGUUCUUCGAGUCGUUGUUCGGCGCGUCGUUCUCUCAGACAACUCCGGGAAUGUGGCAAACCUUCACUGAAUCCAACUGGUACAUUCCCUCGAUUAUCUUAACCAUCUUUGUUCUUGGUCUUUCUGCACUGGCCAUUUGGUGUUUGUGUAAAAAGCGAACAUCGGGUGCAGAUGAUGUCGAAAACAAAACAAACUUGCAAACGGAUGGGAAAGAAAAGAAGAAGAAGAAAAAGAAGGUAUCAGGGGACCGGUCGAACGAAACGAAGAGAAAGAAGGAUGAAGCCAAGAAGGACCGUUCAAAAGAGAAGCAGAGCGGGUCGAAGAGCAAAGAGAUUCCGGAAGAAGCGACGACAAAGGAGGAGGUGAAGAUCGAGGAUGAGACUGCGAAUAAGGAUCCGAAGGUGGAAACGGAGGUGGAGAAUAAGGAUCCGAAGGUAGAAACGGAGGCCGAGAAAAAGGAUGCAAAAGUGGUAAAAGAGACGGAGAAUAAGACUCCGAAAGUGCAAAAAGAGACGAAGAAAAAGGAUCCGAAGGUGCAAAAAGAGACGGAGAAUAAGGAUCCGAAAGUGCAAAAAGAGACGGAGAAUAAGGAUGCAAAAGUGGUAAAAGUGACGGAGAAUAAGGAUGCGAAGGUGGAAAAAGAGACUGAAAAAAAGGAUGCAAAAGUGGUUAAAACGAAGAAAGAAGAUCAGAAGAAACUUUCAAAAGAGGAAGUGGAAAAGAAACUUCGAAAAACGGAUGACAAAUACCCCACCGGAAUCGUCAAGUUGUAUCCGCAUAAUUUCAAGCAAAACUUCGGCGUCUUCAAGGAUCCGAACUACGACAAUCCGCCGAAGAUGAUUGUAACGAUGAUAACAGGAAUCAAGACGGCGGUUGCCGUCAGUAUUGGUAAGCGAAACGAAUCGGAUUUCAAAGAUUAAGUGUAGAGCUUUAGAAAGGACCAAAUCGUUCCUGAGGAGCCUCAAAUUGAAGAGUGAGCAGCAGAUCACAGAGGAGGCGAACGAGAUCACGCAUUUGGCGUUGGCGCAACAAUAUAAAUUUCAAAAGAUGAACGCCCUUUCCGACUUCUUCGGACAAUUCGACAACGCGUGCGGAUAUGAUGUCCCGGUCUAUGAGCCCGAUUCGGUGAUAGUCAUGAAGGUGAGUGUCCGAUGAAACGAAUCACCGCCGCAUCGUUCAUGAACUUCAGACGCCCGAGAGCGAAAUAUGCGGGCCUGUUGGAACGGAUCUACAAGACGGGGACCGUGAACCUGGCGUGGCUGACGAAUGCCGGAGACGGUGGGCUUUUUUGAUUUUCAUUGAUCGACUUCUUCCUCAACAAUAUCGAUUUCAGUAGUGUUGGACAGUGUGAAGAGAUUCUGGGGUGCGGUCGGCACGGUCAGAGAGCAUGCGGAGUACCGAGUGGAGCUCGUCUCGGAAACGUUAAUUGAGGCCAUUUACUCGGCGAAACUUCGUCUGUGGCACCGCGAUUCGUUGGUUUUCGGCGAGAGACUUGACAACUUUCCUCUUUUUCAGACCUACCAAGAAGAUGACCGUUUUCAUGAACACUCUCACGGCUGACUGGGUGAACGAAUGGCCCUCAGUCGAGGUGAUGGCUCGUUUCUGUCGCAGAGUGAACACGGUCGAGGUGGCCACCCUCGGAGUCGUCAUGUACAUGGCUGACACGUAUCGACAACUCCAAGUGCUAGUCAGUAAGUAGUGCGGCGUCUUGAAGACCAAUAAUACUCGUUGUGCAGCUAUCCGCCAGGCCUAUCACAACUGGAAUUCGCUCGAGGAGGCGACUCCGAAGGGCGCCGCGAAGCAAGUGCUCAAAAAGAUGUACGGUUCGUUCUUGGUCGCCUUCGACUACUAUUACGUCUACUUGACGGAUGUUCAACUUGGACGAGAGGUACACAACUGCCGUCUUUUCGCCCCUCCGAUUGAUUCAUUUCAGGAUAAGGAUGGCGCGCAGAAGGCAAAGUCCAGCGGGCACUUGAUUAUGGAAAUCAAGUUAGCGGAGAGCGGAUACGUGUUUACGCCGGAAGACGAAACAAUGAGUACAACUGUUAACAAAGAAGGAGAAAACGGAGACGAUGUUCCUGUUGAAUGA